This is a messenger RNA of Thecamonas trahens ATCC 50062, 1725 nucleotides long. RefSeq names its product paxillin. Gene Ontology annotation, molecular function: actin binding; muscle alpha-actinin binding. The record is from RefSeq and is a predicted model, not a curated record. Bases 1 to 1611 code for a protein of 536 amino acids. Gene Ontology annotation, biological process: muscle structure development; actin cytoskeleton organization. Gene Ontology annotation, cellular component: filamentous actin; adherens junction; Z disc. Lineage: Eukaryota; Apusomonadida; Apusomonadidae. The transcript is spliced from 2 exons.
AUGUCUGUUGACGACCUGGAUUCGCUCCUUGCCGACCUUGGUGGUGGUGCACCUGCACCUGCGCCUGCUGCUGCGCCUGCGCCUGCUGCUGAUGGCGGCCUCGACGAUCUCGAUGCCCUCAUGGCCGACCUCGGCGGUGGUGGCGGCGGUGGCGCUCCUGCUCCGGCGGCCCAGCCUGCAAGCAGCGGCGGUGGGCUCGACGAUCUCGACUCGCUCAUGGCCGACCUCGGUGGCGCCCAGCCGGCGCCUGCUGCUCAGCCUGCGGCGGCGCCUGCGGCCCAGCCCGCCAGCAGCGGCGGUGGGCUCGACGAUCUCGACUCGCUCAUGGCCGACCUCGGUGGCGCCCAGCCGGCGCCUGCUGCUCAGCCUGCGGCGGCGCCUGCGGCCCAGCCCGCAAGCACCGGUGGGCUUGACGAUCUCGACUCGCUCAUGGCCGACCUCGGUGGCGCCCAGCCGGCGCCUGCUGCUCAGCCUGCGGCGGCGCCUGCGGCCCAGCCCGCAAGCACCGGUGGGCUUGACGAUCUCGACUCGCUCAUGGCCGACCUCGGUGGCGCCCAGCCGGCGCCUGCUGCUCAGCCUGCGCCUUCAGCGGCGCCGGCGUCAGGCAUGUCAGACCUUGACUCGCUCAUGGCCGACCUCGGCGGCGCCCAGCCGGCGGCCGGCGGCGGUGCGGCUCCGCCGCCGAGCAGCCAGGCGCAGCCGAUGGUCGACCCGAACCUUGCGGGCGCGUCGGAUCUCGACGCGGUCAUGCGCGCACUGUCGGGCGCCGCGCCCGCACAGGCGGCGCCGGCCGGCGGCAAGAACCUGGACAACAUCCUCUCCAACCUGACGUCGGACAUGGACCGGAUGGGCGUCAGCUCAGACUACCGCGGCACGUGCGCCGGGUGCAUGAAGCCGAUCAUUGGGCAGGUUGUCACCGCGCUCGGGCAAGUCUGGCACGCCGAGCACUUUGCCUGCUUCUCGUGCAAGGUCCCGCUCGGCUCUACCUCGUUCUUUGAGCGCGACAACAAGCCGUACUGCGAGCGGCACUUCCACGAGCUCUUCUCGCCACGCUGCGCCUACUGCAACGGACCCAUUCUGGACAAGUGCAUCAACGCGCUGGGCAAGACCUGGCACGAGGACCACUUCUUCUGUGCGCACUGUGGCCGCGGAUUUGGCGGGCCCGACGGCGGGCAGGCCGGCUUCUACGAGCACGGCGGCCGCCCCUACUGCGAGGAAGACUACUUUGGCCUCUUUGCCUCAAAGUGCGCCUCGCCCAAGUGCGGCAACCCCAUCCUCGGCGACUGCCUCACCGCCCUCGGUCAGCAGUGGCACCCUGACUGCUUUGUCUGCACCGGCUGCACCAAGGGUUUUGAGGGCGGCUCGUUCUUUGAGGUCGAGUCGCUGCCGUACUGCGAGAUCUGCUACCACGCCAAGAACGGCUCGCUUUGCGCUGCCUGCCAAAAGCCCAUCGUCGGCCGCUCGCUCACCGCCAUCGGCAAACGCUUCCACCCGGAGCACUUUGUCUGCGCGUUCUGCAUGAAGAACCUCGGCUCGGGCGGCUCGCAGACUUUCAAGGCUCACAACGAGAAGCCUUACUGCACCCCGUGCUCCAUCAAGCUCUUUGGCUGAUCAAGCCCUCAUCCCGCGUGCUCCAACCUUCUUCCCUCUGCCAUCGCCCGCACUUUCCCGGGCUACAGCCUCCGUCUCGAUCGCACAAGCCACGAAACUCUCCAUCAGUAUGUC